GCCAAGAGCGGCGGCUGACCGAGCGCACCUCGCAGCUGCCGGGCGCGUCCCGGGGGACCGCUGCUUUGGGUAGAGCUGUUGUGUGGCUGCUUCUCCCAGGUUCUAAGCUUCGGGUUCUUUGUGCCCUCGCUGCUGUCUGCUUUGAGACGACUUUUUGCUGAAAAGCUAGCCAUCCUCCCCCUCGCCCCUCACUCACCGCUUCCCACCCAACUUAGUGCCUUUUCCCAGCUGUCCGCAGCUGUCUCCCACGCCCUCCGGCCCCUAGAGAACCGCAGCCAUGGGUAUCCGAGGCAUGCUGCGGGCCGCUGUGCUCCUACUGCUCAUCAAGACCUGGCUUGCGGAGAGCAACGGCCCCAACCCCAUGCCGAAAUCCCACUUCGAGCUCCCCUCCACCAUGCCCCAAGUCGUCCUGGACCUCUUCGAUUGCAAAAAUUGUGCAAAUGAAGCUGUGGUUCAAAAGAUUUUGGACAGGGUGCUGUCGAAAUACGAUGUCCGUCUGAGACCAAAUUUUGGAGGUGACCCUGUGCCCGUCAGAAUAUCUAUCUAUGUCUCCAGCAUUGAACAGAUCUCAGAAAUAAACAUGGACUAUACAAUCACAAUGUUUUUUCAUCAGGCCUGGAAGGAUUCACGCUUAGCAUACUAUGAGACCAAUCUGAACCUGACCCUAGACUAUCGGAUGCAUGAGAAAUUUUGGGUCCCUGACUGCUACUUUCUGAAUAGCAAGGAUGCUUUCGUGCAUGAUGUGACUGUGGAAAAUCGAGUAUUUCAGCUUCACCCAGAUGGAACAGUGCAGUAUGGCAUCCGGCUCACUACUACAGCAGCCUGUUCCAUGGAUCUGCGUAAAUUCCCGAUGGACAAGCAAGCCUGCAAGCUGGAGGUGGAGAGCUAUGGCUACACAGUUGAAGAUGUCAUAUUAUCCUGGGAAGACAAUGAGAAUGCCAUCUACAUGACUGAAGAGCUGAAAAUCCCUCAGUUCAGUUUCAUAGGAAGGACUAUUACUAGCAAAGAAGUGUAUUUCUAUACAGGUUCCUACAUGCGCCUCAUCCUGAAGUUCCAGGUGCAAAGGGAAGUCAACAGCUAUCUUGUACAGGUCUAUUGGCCCACUGUCCUCACAACCAUUCUCUCCUGGAUAUCAUUUUGGAUGAACUAUGAUUCCUCUGCUGCUAGGGUGACAAUUGGCCUAACUUCAAUCCUCGUCCUGACUACCAUCGAUUCACAUAUGCGGGAUAAACUCCCCAACAUUUCUUGUAUCAAGGCCAUUGACAUCUAUAUCCUUGUAUGCUUGUUCUUUGUGUUCCUGUCCUUGCUGGAGUAUGUCUACAUCAACUAUCUUUUCUUCACCCGAGGACCUCAGCAUCAUCGUAGGCAACGCAGGAGACCCCGAAGAAUGAUUGCUCGCUACCAUUACCAGGAAGUGGUGAUGGGAAACGUUCAGGAUGGCCUGAUUAACAUGGAAGACGGAGUCUGCUCUCUUCCCACCAGCCCCGCACGGGCCUGCCUGGCGAGCCCAGAAAGCCUCAGCUCUUUGGCGUCCACCUCAGAGCAGGCCCAGCUGGCCACCUUGGAAAGCCUCAGCCCACUGUCUUCUCUCUCAGGCUGGGCCCAGUUGGCCACUGGUGAAAGCCUGAGUGAUCUCCCCUCCACCUCAGAACAGGCCCGGGACAGCUGUGGUGUUCACUUUAAUGCCUCUCACCCUGAUGGCUGUGGUACUCCUACCAAAAUCCACAACCAUGCUGAGGCCCAGGGCUGUGCUGAAACCCAGGAUGAUGAAGAUUCUGAAGAGAGCUUGAGCUCAGAUGAGAGCCAUGGCCAAGACCCCAGAGGGAGGCCUGUCAUGCACCAUAGCCAGAGGUAUGCUCCAGAAGCAAGCUGGGUCCUUGAUGACAUCGACAAUUUACAUGAUGACAUUGAUGUUGAGAGCAACUUCCAUGGUUUUGAGGAGCAACUGAAUUAUAAUGCUGAUGGUGUCCAGAGCAUUAAAGAUGAGCUCGUAACCUGUGGCCAGGAGAACAGUAGCUCAGAGUCUGAGGAUAGUCGCCCCCCAAGCCCUGGGUGUUCCUUCACUGAAGCCUUCUCCUUCCAGCUCUUUAACCCUGCCUAUGUCCCUAAGGUCGACAGGUGGUCCCGAUUACUCUUCCCUCUUUCCUUUGGGUUAUUCAAUGUUGUUUACUGGUUAUAUCAUAUCUAUUAAUCCUCCAGGGCCCCAGGGCAACAGGGAAACUGUGCUGCCCUCCUUUCAUGGUACCGUUUGAUUCUGUUUUCCCCCUUUUGCUUUGUUCAUUUUAGUUUGUGUUUGUUUGGAUAAUCCAACCAGUUCAACACUUCUGUUCAUAAACAUGAGAUGUGAAGUAGUGGGAAAAACAUUCUGGUUAGAAGGGAAGGGGUUGAGGAGGAGUUGAGGGGUAAAUAACACAUUGAUUUCUUUUCCUUCUAGAAGACACUCACCUUUUCGAAGGCUUCUGGGCAUAGAAAAGCCUCUGGGACUGUUUAUCAGAGAGGAGCUAGCUUGGAGAACCAAGGAAGAUCCAAGCCUUGACCACAAACCUUUCUGGGGGAUUUUCUGUGCCUUAGAGGUGUCUGGAUUUCUUUUUCAUUACUUUGUUUUCUUCCCUUUUUCCCUCCGAGGAAUUGUGGAUGCUGUUCACACUCUGCUUAGGGCUUUAUGGGAGAAAGUCAAGCUGGGCUGGGUUGAGGUGCAUAGGGAAGUACAGGGUACUGUCUAUAGGAAAGUUGGGAAACAUUUAUAGAUGCCUUUCCCCCCACAAUUUGUGUGGAAUUCUAAGUGUGGUGUUGUGCAGGAUUGGGUGGGAAAUUGGGGCGUGUAGAAGGUAUAAAGUAAGGUAAGUAAAAGAGCAGGUCUCCAGUAGGAGCUUGCAGGAAUGGCAUGGGGUGGUGUAGGAUUGGAGACUACACAGGCUGAGCUGGCUUCUUUGGAGGGAUUGGAGCUUCUCUGGCGUAUAUUUCUGCUUUAGUGUGCUUGAUAAUAGGGACUCAGUACUUCUGUCUAAGUCAAAAGUUAGCUUUCUUUUCAGUUGCUGAGUUAAUCACUUAGUCACAGAGUAAGCACUUGAAUAAACAUCAGAUUAGGAAAGUUCAGACUUGCCGUUUCACCAUCUGAUCUAGAAUAGCGGUUGAACAAUUAUUGUGAAUCUAUAUACUUAUCUUUCUUUGUCUAGUGCAUAGUAAGUAUUAACGAGAUCAUCAACCCAUCACCUUGUUGGGCCUUUACAGGAACCCAGUGAGCCAGGAAGGCAAAGCACAUUGUCCCCAGUGUUCCAAGGGGGAAAAUGAAGCUCGUGUGCCAGGCUUGUGGGCAUGCAGUCAAUGAGUGAUAGAGCCACCCCACUUGCUCUUCCUCCCCCUUGUCCUAAUUCUCUCAACUGAGGCAUUUCCCUUUCUUUUUCCCCUUAGCAUAAGGGGGUGCUCUGGCAGAUUAUACCUAGCUUUCAGACUCCCAACAUCAUUCUACAGCAUGAGGAGCAUCUCUGAACAAGACCGGUAACUAGGGGCUGGCACUGUGGCACUGCCUUUGGCACUGGCAUCCCAUAUGGGGGCCAGUUCAUGUCCCGGCUACUCCUCUUCUGAUCCAGCUCUCUGCUGUGGCCUGGGAAAGCAAUGGAGGAUGGCAGAAGUCCUUGGGCCCCUGCACCCGCGUGGGAGAUCUGGAGGAGGCUCCUGGCACCUGGCUUUGGAUUGAGCCAACUCUGGUUGUUGUGGUCAUUUGGAGAGUGAACCAGCAAAUAGAAGACCUUUCUCUCUGUCUUUCCCUCUCUCUGUGACUCUAUCUCUCAAAUAAAUAAGCAAAAUCUUUUUAAAAAAUAAAAAAAAGAAGAAGACCAGUAACUAGCCAAUAAGCACAAACAGAGCAGAUGGAAAACAUGGGCACUGCCCACCGACCAGGGGUCCUCACAGUAGGAUUGGCCUGAACUCCAGCUUGCCAAGCAGCUCCACCUUAUCAAUGGAGGCCGUGCAGGAAUGAGCUUUGUCAAGCACUCAACCUGUGUUCCCCCUUCCUCCCUAGGCAGCCUGUCCUACAGGCCCUCACCCCUCUGUGCACUCAUACUUUUAACUGUGCUUCUGUGUUUGUGUUUCUGUAUGUACCUAGGUGUGUGUACGUGCAUGCAUCAAGGUAGGUCUGUGUGCACACACAGCUAUUUGAGAAGCCGUAUAACACUGUUUAUCAGUGUAACACACACACACACACACACAAUGUAUGUGCACUUAUGUGAAAAUGUCUCUUAUAUGUGUGUGUACACACAUGGGUGCAAAUUGUGUGCAUGUAUAUAAUAAGUACAUUUCUACAUAUCUGUGUUUAUCUGAUUUGAAUGGGUAUGAAAGGAAACAUGCCUGAAAGCAUAUGUAUUACCUGUUGGUGGCCCUCCUAAAACCACCAGAAUUUCUUCGGCCUGUUCGCAAAUAAGGGAGGCCCUAUUUGGCUGGGCUAGUCCACUGACUGUUUCUUUCAAAUUCCCUAUCCCAGGGAGCAGUGUCUCCUUGUGGCCCCCAUCUACUCUUCAUCCCCCCUUCCAUGCAUCUGUACUAUCUCCUGGAUAGAAAACUCAGAGGAAGUGAAUGUAGUCCUAAAAAGUGGUAAUGUAGUGCCUUGAGGUAGGAAGUGCCUGGGGAAGGAAAUACUUGAUCAUGGAAUAAGCUGUGAGCAAAGUCUAUUUCACUUGGUCCUAGAAGGACGUAUUCGGGAGUUCCAGGCUGGAGAGAGAGCCUGCAAGAUACAUUUGGAAUUGAAAUAUAGUGUAGACAAUGGGGCAGGAGGGCUUGAGAACUCGAGAGGAGGUGGCUUAUGGUCUUUAUAACUCUUCCUUUAAUUCUAAUCACCUUGUGAGCCUGACACACACAUAUGAGGUGCUGGCAGCUGCAGGCAAGUGGGUGAUGUGAAAGAAUGCUCAGGGGAUUGACUGCCAGCUGCUGCAUGCUAAGAACCAAAGAAGUGUGGGAUGGCUGCAGACAUGCACUGUGUGCCCACUCAGGGACAAGAAGCACUUUAGUAUCCCAUUCUGGGAUGGUUGUUGGCUACUGGACUCCAGCAAUCAGCCUCAAUUUCCACCUCGGAUUUGAAGUCCCAGAACACUAUAUUUCCUCCCCCAACCAGGAAAAAAGAUAGAUAAGAGAGAAGUACAAAGGAGCCCCGGGAACUAACUACCUACUAGGAUCCAGUUUGUCUCUUCUACACACACAACAUACAUAUCACCUGUCAUGUAUCCACGCCAACGUAGACUCACACUGUCACAUGUAUACAUGAACAGGGGGCAUUCACCCUCAUCAAAUAUAUAAACACACCCAGACAUGCACACACAAUGACAUAUGGUCACACAUAGUCACUGGCACAAUUACACACACACACACAUACAUACAUUUUAUUUAUUUCUGGACACCCCAUUCAAAGAUCUAAGACAAGGAGAAAACAGUAACUACACAUAUGAAGCUUUCAUUGUGGUUAUUGAAAGGCAGCCUUCUUGGAGACUAAAAGUUGGUGGGUUGAUUUAGAUUUGGCUCUUGGAGGGGCUUUAAUUCUAGUAGGGGAUGAAACCAUAAAGGGAAGUUGGAACAGUGUGAACAAAAGGUUUUCAAGAUGCAUCCAACAGCAGUGCACAGGAAGGCUUCACAGCACAGAGGAAGGGCAGAGAGGCCAGUUGUAAAUAUCUCUAUAGAUCCAUAUAGCUAGAUAUAUUAUUCUUGCCCUAAUGUGCUGCAAUGAUAGCAGUUGAAUUCAACUACGACCCAUACUCUGUGAGGUUAAGUGUCAAGGUAAAGAGAAGGUUUGGCAAUUACACCUUUUCAGAAAUUUGAACCUUCUGGGUUUCCCAUGGAUAUGGGCAUUUUAACCUGAAAUUUGCCAGAUCUUCCCUUUUCAUGUCUCUACGUGGUCUGUCAUUGGUGAUGUUCAGCCCCAUUUUCAGCUGUCCAGCAUUGCAAGCAUACUCCCUCCAGCUGGCUGCCUAUCUUUUCUUACCACUCAUACUUCACAUCAAGUAACUGGAAGUGCAUAGCAACCAUCCAGGUGAUCCUGGGUUCAGCCAAUGAAAACGCACUUAGUAAUUUGGAGCUUGGGAAGAGGAAAUGGCCUUGCUGAGUCUGGAAUGGAGCACCCCAACUAUACCCCUCUACCAACCUUCCAUUUCCUUCCCUCCCACUAACUUUUCCUCUAGAAUCCCUACCAUGGGAAAGAUACCCCAAGUCUCAUUCCCAAGUGUUGUUUUGUUAUGGGGAUAUGUGACACGUUUCCUAGGAAUUUGUUGCCUAUUCCAUCUGCCACUGUGGGGUGCCUUUGCAGAUGUAACAAUCUAUUGGUUCUCAAUGGAGCUUGAAAGAUAUAUUCUUGAGAUUUAUGUCAUCUUGUUAAUAGCAAAGCUACAACAUCUUUGCAUAUUUGGAGCUAACUGUUGCUGAGACUGUGGGCAUUCCUAAUGAGGCUUCCUUAUUCUGUAUAUACAAAAGCUAACCCUUUGAUCUAUUAACCACUGAAUGCAUUUACUAAGCUAUGCACCUGCAUGGCACCCUGCCGUGGUGAUGAGCAGUAACUUCUAGCUAUUCCACAGCUCGGCAUAAAAGGAAAUCGUGACUUGUCCUACUGAAAGUGCAGUUAUGUUUGUGUUUGCUGUAUAGUAUCCUGUGAACAAUAUGAAGUCUAUAUUAUCAGUGUUGGGUUUUCAGGGGAGGGAGGGGAAGGAUGUCAAAAUAUCUUCUUGAUAUAUUUAAAUUAUAAAAUAAAGCAUUUGGUCAGGGUCACUUCUGUUGACUCAACUGGUGUGAGCAUUUGCACCUACCAUCUUGCCAGACUGCAUCCCUAGGGUCAGUAGUCAUCAGCAGAGCUAGCGGUGCCUGAGUUUAGGGCACCUAAACUUCCUGACAUUAGGCAGUUUCAGGGGAUGCUUUCAAGGGCAGCUAAGUCAGGAAUAUCCUGAAAGCAUUUGAAAUGAGUAAAAUUACACAUGUAGGUCUUGAAGAAUGGUGCUGAUCCAAGCAGUGAAAAUCAAGAAAAGAAGAGGCCCAAGAUUAGUUGUCCUGGGAGGUUUUAUCCACAAGAAGACACAGAGCAGCAAAGUUUUGUGAGAUGACUGGGGCCUCUCUCUUUGUCCUCAUUAAAUGUACAUUUUUGCAUGAACAUGACCUUGACUGGCCCUGACUUCAAGAAACUAUAUGAAGAAGCAAAAUUAUGCUUCUGAAAAACAUGCUGAAAUAAAAUUUUGUAAAUAGCCAACAGGGAAAAAUAAAGGUAUAU
Oryctolagus cuniculus (rabbit) is the source of this 7237-nucleotide messenger RNA. It is a transcript of the gene GABRQ, whose product is annotated as gamma-aminobutyric acid type A receptor subunit theta. Gene Ontology annotation, cellular component: membrane. Gene Ontology annotation, biological process: monoatomic ion transmembrane transport. Gene Ontology annotation, molecular function: extracellular ligand-gated monoatomic ion channel activity; GABA-A receptor activity. The record is from RefSeq and is a predicted model, not a curated record. Lineage: Eukaryota; Metazoa; Chordata; Mammalia; Lagomorpha; Leporidae.